Messenger RNA from Penicillium bovifimosum, 3414 nucleotides. RefSeq names its product anaphase promoting complex subunit bimA. The record is from RefSeq and is a predicted model, not a curated record. The coding region runs from base 1 to 3414 and encodes 1137 amino acids. Lineage: Eukaryota; Fungi; Ascomycota; Eurotiomycetes; Eurotiales; Aspergillaceae. The transcript has 8 exons. Gene Ontology annotation, biological process: phospholipid biosynthetic process; cell division. Gene Ontology annotation, molecular function: 1-acylglycerol-3-phosphate O-acyltransferase activity; protein binding. Gene Ontology annotation, cellular component: membrane.
AUGGCUUUGUCUACCGGGCACAUUGCCAGCCAGUUACGACACCUCAUCUACUACCAACUCGACAAUAACCUAAUCCGUAAUGCGCUCUUCCUCGCUGCGCGCCUCCAUGCCUACGAACCGCGCUCCUUCGAAGCGCAAUACCUCCUCGCCCUUUGCCAUCUACACAACGGAGAAGUGAAGGCAGCAUUUGAAUGCAGCCAACAGACGGGCUCACGCGGACUACAUGCCGGCUGUGCCUAUGUAUUUGCUCAGACAUGCUUGGACUUGGGUAAAUUCCUCGAUGGUGUUACGGCUCUAGAGCGUAGCAAGAACCUCUGGGCCACCAAGAACCAUUGGAAUAAACAUAGUGAAACCCAGCGACAGCACUUGCCUGAUGCUGCAGCUGUUUACACUCUGCAGGCGAAACUUUGGCAUGCUCAUAAAGAUUUAACCAAGGCGGUUGACUGCUAUGUGGAGGCGUUGAAAUUGAAUCCCUUCAUGUGGGACGCUUUCCUUGGUCUUUGCGAUACGGGUGUCAACAUUCGAGUGCCGAAUAUCUACCAACUCAGCCCAGAACUACUUGCAAUAAUAUCUUCAUCGCCGGAGGAAAUGCCUACUAUGCCGGAGACAUCAGCUUACGGGGAAAGUAGUUUUCCUAUGCAACCUCCUGUUGAUACCGAGUCCGACCCUUUCAUGGUCUCUGCCUCCCGUGGCGAGACCGAUGCCCCAUUCGGGAGCUCUGCUCUUUGGGGGAAGUUAAACGGGAGCUCUGCCAACUUUACCGCGACAGCCCAGCCGCUAUUCCACGAGGGACUGGAGACACCAGGUGGCCAAAGCAGUGGUUCUGAUGACUUCCGUAUCGCGAAUGGAGUAACCGACCCGGAAGGAGGAUGGGAAGCACCUUUGGCGCCGGCCCGGAAGACACGGACGAUCCAGAGCAUGAGCCUCGAUAAUACUGGACAACCUCCGCCGCGAAUGCGCCCAACCGGCAUUAGACCUCGACACAAAACACGAACCGAACCAGAGGCCCCGGCAACCGCCCAGGGAGAAAGAGAUAAUUCUCUUGCAUCAAGAUUCGGCGACCGCAAGCGCACAGUCUCUGGACAAGUCGCUCAUCCCCCACCCCCUUCACAACCAACUGAACCAGGUGCUCCACAACGCCGGAGCGUUCGCCUGUUCAAUCAAAUCAAACCCACUACCAGCAAGCUUUCAAGCAGCACACUCACUGGUAGAGAUGGCCGAGAAAUGAAGAGAUUGAGAGGAGGGCAAGCGAAAGGACGAGCUGGAAGCGCGCCUACUGUUGGCCGCGUAGUGAGUGGUAAUCGAAAACCUGCGGAAACACCCGACAAUGAUGGCAAAGACAAUCGUUCCGGGUUUUCGCAACCGAUUUCCAACGUUCCACCCUUACCAAGGAAUGGUGAAAAGACGAAAGAGCUCGAAGCCUUGGAUUGGCUUUUAGGGCUUUUCAAUAAACUUGCAUCUGGAUAUUUCGCUUUGAGCCGUUACAAGUGCGCUGAUGCCAUUAGCGCUUUCAAUUCUCUUUCUCAAGGACAGCGUGAGACCCCUUGGGUUCUUGCUCAGCUGGGGCGUUCGCACUUCGAACAAGCAAGCUACACAGAGGCCGCGAAAUACUUUUCCAGGGUCCAAAAAUUGGCACCCACUCGCCUAGAGGACAUGGAGAUCUACUCAACUGUCUUAUGGCAUUUGAAAAGUGAUGUUGAGCUGGCUUACCUGGCCCACCAGAUGCUUGAGGCCGACCGCCUCUCCCCCAGGCGUGCACUCAAGUGCUUCAAGCGCGCAACCAUGCUCGCUCCUGAAUUUGCCUAUGCCUUCACGCUACAAGGUCAUGAAUAUGUGGCUAACGAAGAGUACGACAAGGCAUUGGAAGCCUAUCGCCAGGCUAUCAACGCGGACAAUCGACAUUACAAUGCAUGGUACGGACUGGGAACAGUGUACGACAAGAUGGGCAAGCUUGACUUUGCUGAGCAGCAUUUCCGCAAUGCAGCUAGCAUUAACCCAACCAACGCAGUUCUUAUCUGCUGCAUUGGUCUGGUUCUUGAAAAAAUGAAUAACCCCCAGGAUGCUCUGGUUCACUACGGCCGGGCCUCCUCACUGGCCCCCAACUCCGUGCUGGCCAAGUUCCGCAAGGCGCGCGUGCUGAUGAAGUUGCAUGAAUACAAGUUCGCUUUGGCCGAACUGAAGGUGCUGAAAGAUAUGGCGCCAGACGAGGCAAAUGUGCACUACCUUCUGGGCAAAUUGUACAAAAUGCUCCACGAUAAAGCCAGUGCUAUCAAGCACUUCACCGCGGCGUUGAACUUGGAUCCUAAGUUCAACAGGCGGCACAAUACAUCAAAGAUGCAAUGGAGUCGCUGGAUGACGACGAUAUGGAAGAUGAGGACAUGGCCUAGACUUGUGAUGUCUAAGGCCUUUCUUCUGGGCUCUCACCAUAUUCCCCGCAAGUGGCCCGGUGACGCCGUCAUAUGCACCUGCGAAGGCGAGUUAUCUCCGGGUACUUCGCCGCUGACCGCAUGCUUUACUAGAUCAAUAGCCGCCAUCAUGUCUUUUAGCUCUUACAUUAUCUCGGGCAUUAGCUCUUUCGUCGUGGUGACCCUUUCCCUCUUUGCACUUGGCCAGAAAGUGCCCCGAGCCGCAUUCUUUGCCCGGUGCCUCGCCUCAUAUGGCUCCCUCCUGGUCGUCGCCGCGUACGGCGUGGUCGCCUCGAUCUUCCUGCGGCUAGUUGGAUAUGGUCGUGUCUCGCAGUGGGCGGCUGGCCGUGGAUUUAAGUGGGUGAUGCGAUUGACGACCGGCGUUACGUUCAAGGUUGUCGAAGGCGAAGAAUACCUCACCACCCGCCCGGCUGUCUUCAUCGGUAACCACCAGACCGAACUGGAUGUGCUGAUGCUGGGCUGUGUCUUCCCACCAUACUGCAGUGUCACUGCGAAGAAGUCUCUGCGCAAUAUUCCCUUCUUGGGUUGGUUUAUGUCUUUGUCACGGACCGUAUUCAUUGAUCGUGCCAACCGUGAGACAGCCCUCAAGGCUUUCGACGGUGCCGCCAAUGAGAUGCGUGAUCACCGACAGAGCGUUUUCAUCUUUGCCGAGGGUACCCGGAGCUACUCCGAUGAGCCUACUCUUCUGCCUUUCAAGAAGGGUGCUUUCCAUCUUGCUAUCAAGGCCGGUGUGCCGAUCGUGCCUAUUGUGACGGAGAACUACUCUCACGUGCUGUCGCCUCGUGCUUGGAGAUUCAACUCUGGUACUAUCAAUAUCAAAGUCUUGCCUCCUAUUCAGACUCAGGAUCUGACAUCUGCCGAUGUUGACAAGUUGACCCAGACGGCGCGAGAAUCGAUGCUCAAGACGCUCGCGGAAAUGUCUCACGCUCAGAAGAUUGAGGUUGACGCCUCUCGCGCCAACGGUGUCUCUAGCGCCAUCGAAAUUUAA